Molecule: messenger RNA, 954 nt
Organism: Meriones unguiculatus (Mongolian gerbil)
Lineage: Eukaryota; Metazoa; Chordata; Mammalia; Rodentia; Muridae
Product: olfactory receptor 8U9-like
Exons: 2
Coding region: 1-954 (317 amino acids)
Biological process (GO): G protein-coupled receptor signaling pathway; sensory perception of smell
Cellular component (GO): membrane
Molecular function (GO): G protein-coupled receptor activity; olfactory receptor activity; odorant binding
Source: RefSeq, a predicted model, not a curated record
AUGGCUCAGGUAAACUGCACCCAGGUGACAGAGUUCAUUCUUCUGGGCCUCACAGAUCGCCAGGAGUUGAAGAUGCCCCUCUUUGUGGUGUUCUUAUCCAUCUAUCUUUUUACAGCAGCUGGAAACCUGGGACUGAUCCUGGUCAUUAGAACAGAUGCAAGACUCAACACACCCAUGUACUUUUUCCUCAGCAACCUGGCUUUUGUUGAUUUCUGCUACUCUUCUGUCAUUACUCCCAAGAUGCUUGGGAAUUUCUUAUACAAGCAAAAUGUGAUCUCCUUCAAUGCUUGUGCUGCUCAGUUAGGCUGCUUUCUCACAUUUGUGGUAUCAGAGUGCUUGCUACUGGCUUCCAUGGCAUAUGAUAGAUAUGCAGCCAUUUGUAACCCUCUACUCUAUAUGGUCACAAUGUCCCCCGGAAUCUGCCUUCACCUUGUAGCUGGCUUGCUCCUGAUGGCACUGAUUCACACUGUUCUAACCUUCCGCCUGUCCUAUUGCCACUCCAACGUCAUCCACCACUUCUACUGUGAUGACAUGCCCCUUCUCAGGCUGGCUUGCCCAGACACUCACUCCAAGCAGCUGUCUAUUUUGGCCUGUGCUGGACUCACACUCAUUUCUUCUGUUCUGAUUGUUUCUGUCUCCUACUUGUUUAUUAUUUCAGCCAUUCUAAGGAUGCACUCAGCUGAAGGAAGACGCAAGGCUUUUUCCACUUGCAGCUCUCACAUGAUGGCAGUGAGCAUGUUUUAUGGAACACUUAUCUUUAUGUACUUACAGCCAAGUUCUGACCACUCUCUUGAUACAGAUAAGAUGGCCUCUGUCUUCUACACAGUGAUCAUCCCCAUGCUGAACCCUUUGAUCUACAGCCUCAGGAACAAGGAUGUGAAAGAUGCCCUGAAGAAAGUUAUAGACAGUAGAAACCAGACUUGUACAUUUAGAGAACUAAGAAAAUGCUUUUAA